AUGAGCGUCCUGCUGGAAACCUCGCUGGGUGACAUCGUCAUUGACCUGUUGGUCGACGAAUCCCCCAAAGCUUGCGAGAACUUCCUAAAGCUAUGCAAAGUCAAAUAUUAUAAUUUUUCGCCCGUUCACAGCGUCCAAAAGAACUUCACCUUCCAGACCGGCGAUCCGAUUGGACCCGACUCCCCAGAAAGCGACGGUGGUUCGUCGAUAUGGGGCUUGUUGCGGGGUCCUUCUUACCGGACAUUUCCCCUCCAGCUCCCGCCCAAGCUGAAGCAUGAGGAACGCGGGACGGUGAGCAUGGCCACCGUUCCUUCCCCCAAUGACCCUGAUCUGCGCAUUGCCGCUAGUCAGUUCAUCGUCACACUCGGAGACAACCUCGACUACCUGGAUGGCAAGGCCGUGAUAUUCGGGAAAGUCGUGGAGGGGUUCGAUGUCCUGGAAAAGGUCAAUGAGGCCUUUAUCGAUGAUCGCGGUCGGCCGCUCAAAGACAUCCGUAUCCGUCAUACCGCCAUUCUCGAUGACCCCUUCGAUGACCCCCUGGGCUUGGUGGAGCCACCAGAGAGCCCUGUGCCGUCCAAGGCGCAGCUGGCUACGGUGAGAAUAGCUGAUGAUGAGAAGCUGGAGGACAACAUGGACGAGGAGUCAAUGGAGAAGCUCCGACGGGAGCGCGAGGCAAGGGCGCAGGCAUUGACACUGGAGAUGGUUGGCGAUCUUCCCUUCGCCGAGGUGAAGCCGCCAGAGAACGUCUUGUUCGUCUGCAAGUUAAACCCGGUCACUCAAGAUGAGGAUCUUAACCUGAUCUUCAGUCGCUUCGGGCCCAUACUGUCUUGUGAGGUCAUCCGGGAUAAGCGAACCGGGGACAGCCUACAAUACGCUUUCAUAGAAUUUGAAAACCAAAAGGAUUGUGAGCAGGCGUAUUUCAAGAUGCAGGGGGUCUUGAUUGACGACCACCGCAUCCACGUGGAUUUCUCCCAGAGUGUAUCCAAACUGUCCGAGAGUUGGCGCAAUGCUACCAUCUCCAAGCGCAGCAGCCAGCGGGGCGGCUUCGGCGGUGUAGCCGGUUUAGAAAAGAAGCGCCAGUAUCGGGCAUCUGAAAAUCCUCGACACCGGGACGAUUAUAACAUGGUCUUCGACAAGAAUGAGCCCAAUGGGAGGCCUGCUCGUCGUGACCAGUCCUACAGUCGAAGCCCACAGAGGGAAUUACUACGGGAUUCACAACGGGAGCGGCGAGUCAGUCGAAGUCCCAAACGGGACUCCUAUCGCAGUCGGUACCGGGAUCGAUCUUACAGCCGGAGCCCCCCACGGCGUGAUUCCUAUGGUGACAGAGACCGGCGGUUUAACGACAGCGAGCGUCGACGGGAUCGACGGGAUCUACGGGAUGAUGAUAGAUACCGGGAAAGGCGCCGUCGCUGA
Messenger RNA from Aspergillus sclerotioniger CBS 115572, 1413 nucleotides. Its product is annotated as RNA binding protein. NCBI's taxonomy places the organism in Eukaryota, Fungi, Ascomycota, Eurotiomycetes, Eurotiales, Aspergillaceae. Gene Ontology annotation, biological process: protein peptidyl-prolyl isomerization. The record is from RefSeq and is a predicted model, not a curated record. Bases 1 to 1413 code for a protein of 470 amino acids. The transcript has 4 exons. Gene Ontology annotation, cellular component: nucleus. Gene Ontology annotation, molecular function: peptidyl-prolyl cis-trans isomerase activity; RNA binding.